Messenger RNA from Pocillopora verrucosa, 1622 nucleotides. Its product is annotated as centrosomal protein 43. The record is from RefSeq and is a predicted model, not a curated record. NCBI's taxonomy places the organism in Eukaryota, Metazoa, Cnidaria, Anthozoa, Scleractinia, Pocilloporidae. Gene Ontology annotation, biological process: microtubule anchoring. Gene Ontology annotation, cellular component: centrosome.
UCCGAUAACACUCGGCUGGAGAUUGGAAACGGGAGAAGAUUUCAAAAUGUCGGCGGAAGAAGACACCGAAUUGAGGGAUAUGGUCGCCCAAACAUUGGAAAGUAAGGGUGUUCUAGGAAAAAUCAGGGCACAGCUCAGAGCAAGCGUGUUUUUAGCUUUAGAGGAACAAGAAGGAUCAGAGAGCAAAAUCCAACUUGUAAAUCCUGACCUGAAGAAGUUUUUAGGUACAAGUGAAGGACGGCUUGUAACAGGUUUAGUCCGGGAGUUUCUGGAGUACUUUGAUCUUGAUUUCUCUAUCGCAGUUUUUGAUCCAGAGACUGAUUUUAGCGACAAGUAUCCAGGACGAAACAACCUUGCCAGGGAACUGAAGCUGAAUGAUGUUGACAACACAUCUGGAAGCCCACUGUUGGCAGAAGUCAUAAAGAGACUUUCACCAGUCACCAAUGGAGAGGUCAAAACUUCACCAAGGCAGAGCGCAGCUGACAGCCCAAGAAGCACCAGUCCCCCUAACUCAAAUAAGGGUGACAAAGAUGACCAGGGAGAACUUUCUUCAGACAGUGCAAGUGACGAUAGUAUGCAGAUUUCCAGUCCCAGACCAAGCAAAAUUCCACAAAGGGUUCGAGAUGAAAAAUCCAGCAAAUCUGACAAAAACCAAGACUCACUACUUGAAAAACUGAACUCUGAAAAGGAGCUAAAUUCACUUUCAGACUCAAGGAGAGACAAAAGUGGAAGAAGAAGCCCAGAUGUAACCAUCGGAAGUGAUGAUGGAGAUGAUAUUUUUGCAGAUAUUCCAAUGAAGACAAAAGAGAGCGAAAAACAAGGGUUGAUGAAAGACACAGGAUCCAAAUCCAAUGGUGGUCUCUCCUCUCUGAAGGGUGCUCCUUCCCUUGGCUCUGGUGGGCUUGGCUCAUUGAAGGGUGCACCACCAUUGCCUGGAAUGAACAACAAUAACAGAGAGCCUUCCAAAUCACCCAACUGGCAGGACCUUGCCGACAUUGAUAGCAAGAUCAGCAAACUUGGUUUCGAUAUUCCGGAUGACGAUAAAAAUGGCGAAGCACCCGAUUACAAUGACGAUUAUGAGGAUGACUUCCACACCAGUGAUAUGAGCAUUCCGGAAGACAUCGACGAACAACUAUCUUCACUAAACGGUUACUUUACCUCAGAUCGUACUGUGUCUCAGGCCAGUGGGGAAGAUCUCGACUUUGCAGAAGAUAUUUUGAACUUUUGAAGAGAUGCCAGUGAAAACGUGUAUAUUUGUAGUCAUGCCUGACGUCAGAACUGUCCCAACAGAUGAAGCGGUUCUGAUUUACGCCCGUUAAGUGUUGUUAAAAGAGGUUUGUAUAAAAAUUUAACGUUAGCGACUCUAUAUCCGUUGAAGUCCAGUUCCAUACGUAACCACAUCCGAAAACAUCCGUGUAAAAACUUCCUGAGAAGUAAUUCAGUAACUUCUGUAAAAUCAUGUUGCUUUCACGUGUGUUUCAUUCACAACUUUGUAAUAUAUACAAUUUUUUUUGUAAAUAUAUGGUACCUAUGUAUUCCAUCAUGUAGAAAUGUAACCGCCAAUAGCAUGGUUACAGAAAAUAUCUUUUUAGCAAUGAAUUAAAGGUAUUGAAGUCAGCUUA